This is a messenger RNA of Lytechinus pictus (painted urchin), 4128 nucleotides long. Its product is annotated as carbohydrate sulfotransferase 10-like. The transcript has 2 exons. Lineage: Eukaryota; Metazoa; Echinodermata; Echinoidea; Temnopleuroida; Toxopneustidae. Gene Ontology annotation, biological process: carbohydrate biosynthetic process. Bases 111 to 965 code for a protein of 284 amino acids. Gene Ontology annotation, molecular function: sulfotransferase activity. Gene Ontology annotation, cellular component: membrane. The record is from RefSeq and is a predicted model, not a curated record.
ACAGGAGCUCCAUCGAAACCAUCAGAGCGAAUUUAAACAGCGUUUUUCGUGGAAUUGAGAGGAAGAAUACUCAGGAUACCAAACAAAUUCUGGAGGCUGAAAAGAAAUGGAUGGUUGAGUUCAUGUCGACCCACUGGGAGAUUAACAGACUGAGGCGCGAGUUGAUACUUCAGAAGUGCGCCAAGUAUCCAGAACUGAAUGGAAGUACUCCUAUUUCCGACAACACAUUUCAUCAUAUUUACGUCAGUGACAAGUAUAAGCUGUUAUACUGCUUCAUCCCGAAGGUUGGUUGCAGCAACUGGAAGAGAGUGAUGAUGAUUCUUAACGGAAGCAACAAAAGCAUGAGCGAGAUGUAUUCUGGUGAGGUUCAUGAACACAACAACAUGACGCGGCUCAUGAGUUUCCCGCCCGAUGCGCGACAACAUCGGCUGAACACGUUCACGACGUUCAUGUACGUCCGCAAUCCGUUCGUGCGCGUACUCUCUGCCUACAAAAAUAAAUUCGUCAACAUAGCUCAGUAUCGAAGUAGCAAGUUCUUUCAAGAUAUCGCGAGGAGGAUCAUGAAGCAGAUGAGACCUAAAGCAACAAGUAGGGAACGGAGAACAGGCGAAAAUAUAACUUGGAUAGAGUUUGUAGAUUAUUUGACGCAGCCAACACGGCCAAUCUUCGACGACCAUUGGGAAGAAAUGUUUAAAAUAUGUUCACCGUGUAAGAUAAAAUACGAUUAUAUCGGCCAUUUGGAAACCAUCGCACAAGAUGCAAAGUUUAUGAUCAAAGAAUUGCAGUUGGAUUCCUUGGUUGAGUAUCCAUCCAAGGAAAAUAGCCAUCCGACAAAUAGCACUACCUUAUUUGAACAAGAUUUCCUAAACCUACCCAAACAAACAAUACAGAAAUUAUGGGAAAUUUACAAAAAAGAUUUCGAAAUAUUUGACUAUCCUAAACCAGAUUUUAUAACAGAUUUUUGACAAGCUUUAAAUAGAAGUGAACGAUAGUAUACCACUAUAACCUGAUAACUUAACGAAAUGCGUAGAAAAUUGGGUAGGCGAAUGUUUUUUUUUUCUUUUCUUUUUUCAUCAUAUCCAACAAUAUGGAAGUCGCUAUUCUUUUAAACACCACUACACCUGCCAAAAUAAAUAUGUUUAAAAUAGAUAUUGGAGGGCCGAUUUUGUAGUUUUAGACCUGAUAAUAUAUGAUUAGGGGUUGGCAGAUAUAACCUUUUUAGGGGAAUUCAUUCAAUUUCAGAUAAAUGAACUUGCCAUUUUGGCUGCUGAACAGAUAUUAAUUAAGAACUUUUGUUUAAGAUUACGUCCGAUAUUAGUUCCGAGCGAUUUUUUUCAAAAUGGCCUCCGAAUCCCCCAUCAGUGUUUUAGUGACAGACGUAAGUGAUCAUCUCCCGUUAUUUUUUUUUGCUACCCUCAAUCUGAUAUUAUAAUGAUAAACCUGCUGAUAUAUUCAAUACACUAAGAGAAGCUUUGAUGACUCAUCGUUACAUAACUUCUUUAUAAAGCUUUCUAACUCUGCAUUUGAUUAGUUCAAGUAACAACGUUUAAACAAAGUACAAUCAUUUUAGGUAUAUUUUUUAGUCUUUACAAUGACUGCUUCUCCAUUAGAACUUAUUCCAAAGAAAAAGAAUAGAAAAACAUGGAUGAUUAGGUAGCUUAAAAAAAAUAUGUUUAAAAAAGAAUAACCCAUAUAAGAAAUAUAUAAAAAAAUCCAACAAAUUUAAAUGAAGCCAAAUAUUUAAAAAAAAAUAUAGAAAGAUUAAUGAGUGGACGUCAGUCAAUAAUCUAAUUGUGAAUAUUUCGAAAACCAAUCAUAUGUUGUUUAAUACGUGCAACCAUAAGAUAGAUAACUUGAAAUUAUACUAUAAUAACUUUGAAAUUCCUCAACUUCACAAUGUAAAAUUUUUAGGUAUUUAUUUGUACAAUUAUCUUGGAACUUUCAUAUCAAAUAGGUCUGUAAUAAAAUUGCCAAUAAGAUUGGCGUGGUAGCCAACCUUAAAUUUUUGCUUAAAAUUUCAGUUCUUCAAAUGUUAUAUCAUGCUUUUAUCACAUCUACCAUUAACUAUCGAGUGAUUGCACGGGGAUUCAAAACUAAAUGAAAUAUACAGAAAAUGUUUAUUUUACGAGCAAUCCCUCUAUUCACAUUACCUCUCUGGAAGUGCACCUCAUUUCCAACGAAAUAAUUUCUUACCGAUUCAGAAUAUCGUAUCAUUAGAGACCUGUUUAUUCAUGUACCAAUGCCACAACCAUAAUGUUACCAUUCUACCUUUAUGAUGUCACCUAAGUCUCUUCAAGAUAACUUUAAAAUGAAUUAUUUGUAUCACUCAUAUCAAACGAGAAAUUGUAACAGUUACCACCCUCCUUUGCCACGUACAGCUUUAACGAGACGAUUUUUUAAACAAACUUUUGGAACUCAUUACCUAAUUCUGUUAUUUAUCUUAAUCUCUAAAUCAGUUUAAACGUGCAUGACAUUGUCUCCGAAACAAAACACUUCUAAACACAGCUUUCCUUUUAUUGUAAUGAUUUGUUUUCACCCUCCACCCCUUCUCUCUUUCUCUCUCGCUCUCUCUCUUGGAAUUAUGUGUUAUGAUUAUAUUGUUAUUGUUCAUUUUACAUGUAUUUAUAUGAUUUAUUGAUAUUACAAUGGGGUCAAUUCAUACAAGCAGUUGUGCUUUCUUUGACCGCUCCACAUUUAAUAUAUCUCAUAAUGUCAAUGAUUUGCAUAUAUGUAUAUAUUUAAUUGUGAAAAUAAAUUUGAAUUUGAAUAUUUAUAAUAAUGAGCAUAUAUAAGGCUUAUUGGUUUGAAAGAGGAAGAAAUUAAAAUAUUACUUUAAAUAUUAUUAAAAACAAAAUAAGGCCACAGGACGAAUUAUUUGUUUGUGUGCUCUUUAAAAAAAAGUAAUGUUAAAACUACGGUUACACUUCGUAAUUUCGAGGAUUCUUUAUUCAGAAGGUUCGUUAGUUCGGAGGUUCGUAAUUCCGAAACUAGACAGUCUUUAACAGGUCCCUUUUCAAUCAGACCAGGGCUCCGUAACGCAAAGAUUAGCGAUCAAUCGCUAAAUGAACUGACCAAUCAAUAUCAAUGUUACACACGCAUUAGGUUUGAAAUACUGACCAGGGACCAAUCAGUGCGGCUCUCUCAUAUAUAUUUGCAAUUCAUCGCAAACAUUUGUGUUACGGAGCCCAGAACGUAUAUCAAAAAAUUCUGCUCGCGCUUGCAGUAAUUAUUUAGUUACAUACGCAUCUUGUUCAGGAUCACAAACAUUACCCAGAAUGUGCAAUUUGCAGGACAAAAUAUGUGAAGUUUCCGAAAAUUUUAGCGCGCGCUUCGUGUUCGCACUAGUUAAAUAGGGCUUAUGAUAUUAUUACAUAUAUAUAUUUAUAAGGAUAAAGCUAAGAAGUGACUGCCCCUUCAAAGAAACAAACAAAAAUCAACUUUGAGCGGACGAUCGGGGAAAAUUUGGGUGAAAAAAUCCCCCCCCCCUAUUGGCGAAAGCUGGAUCCGCCCCUGCAAGCUGAAAACCAACAAAAUCUUCAUAAUCACUGGUAUUUGACAGGAGCCCCAAACAAUAGUCAAAUGUGACAAAAGCAGACAAUAAAACAAACAGAUUUCCAAACUUUACCUCUUGUGUACUAUUCUACCCCCAGGGGCCCGCGAUUCAUAGAGAGUUACUAUUGUUGUAACUCUGCCAUUAUGACAACUACCAUGUAUGAUUGCAACAGGGCUCAGCAGCCAAUCAAGGUUACCAUGGUAGUUACCAACAAUUGUAACUCUUUAUGAAACGGGCCACCGGUCUAUACAAUGCCUUUCGUUCUCGAAUGUUAUAGCUUACACAACGUCUUCAUUUUAGAUUUUUAAAAAAUCGCAAAUAAAAAGUCAUUUGAGAAUAGUUGAUCAUAAGCUAAACGUGAACUGGCUUGUAAUGAAACUAGGCAGAAUGUCAAGGUAAAUUUACUUGACACAUUCGUAAUUCAGUUAGUGAACAUUCAAUGUAUGUAUAUAUGUAUGUAUUUAUGUCUUUCCUCAUUCUCAGGACCCUCUUGUGAAUCAAUUUGCAUAAUUGAAGUGGCUACACCCUGGUAAAAGAAAACUGAAAUAAAUAACGUGAAUAAAUUCAAUUAAAGU